AUGCCUAAAUCUGCGUUUGCUAUUGCGAUGAUCCGCUCUGAGUUGUCGAAUGCGACUAUCGCUUUCUUGAUCCUUUGCAUUGUAUACAAAACUAUCACCGUCUUUUACAGUGCCUUUUUCGGCCCCUUGAGCAAAUUUCCUGGACCGAAGUAUCGUGCCGUUUCCAACAUAUUCGAAAUCUGGUCAAUUGUCAAUGGCACAGAUAACAUCGACCGGCCAGCGCUCCAUAGGAAGUAUGGACCAAUCGUCAGAGUAGCACCAAGCGUACUUUCCUUUGCGGGCGGGGAUGGAGUAUGGAAGGACAUUCAUGGGUUCAACGUCGCAAGAGAAGGCGGCAUCAUCAAGGAGCCAGUGUUCUACUCAAAAAUCUUCGCCUUCACGGAUGUGAGCAAUCUCAUCACAGCCAGAGACCAUUCGAUACAUGCCCGGCAACGAAAGGUUCUUGCCCGAUCAUUCAGUAACACAGCUCUCAUAGACCAGCAACCUAUCUUCCAUCGAUGGGCUGAGAAGUUUGUUGACAAGUUGGCGGGAAAGGCUGGCGCCGGCAAUACAAUCGACAUGGUAAAGUACUUCAACUGCACGACAUUUGACAUCAUGGGCGACUUGACGUUUAACGAAGACCUCAAUAUGCUUGAAGAAGGGGAGUGUUCUCCAUGGGUCGAGUCUAUCUUUGGCUCUGUGAAGGCUGCGACUUUCCUCUUGGGGGUCAAGACCCACAGUCGAGCUGCGAGGCUGCUGGCAGACGCUUUCCUCAAGUACAACCCGGCUGUCCAGAGGAAGCAGAUCGAGAACUGGAUGUAUUGCGCUGAGCGCGUCGAAAGACGACUAAAGCGAGAGCCUAAACAUCCGGACCUAUGGUCUAGAAUCCUCGGAAUGGAGAAGGAAUCAGAAAGCUUAACAAUGGAAGAACAGUACGCCAAUGGGUUCCUUUUCAUGACGGCGGGAACAGAAACCAUUGCUUCAGCACUUUCCGCAAUCACCUUUUAUCUUCUUCAGAAUCCACAACAUCUGGAGAAGGUUACAAAGGAGGUUCGUCUGAGAUUUUCAACAUCCGAAGACAUGUCACUUGAGGCAUUGGCAAAUCUGCCGUACUUGCAAGCAGUGAUCCAAGAAGGAGUAGGUUUGCGUUAA
This is a messenger RNA of Colletotrichum siamense, 1131 nucleotides long. It is a transcript of the gene rdc4, whose product is annotated as Cytochrome P450 monooxygenase rdc4. Bases 1 to 1131 code for a protein of 376 amino acids. The record is from RefSeq and is a predicted model, not a curated record. Gene Ontology annotation, molecular function: monooxygenase activity; oxidoreductase activity, acting on paired donors, with incorporation or reduction of molecular oxygen; iron ion binding. The transcript has a single exon. NCBI's taxonomy places the organism in Eukaryota, Fungi, Ascomycota, Sordariomycetes, Glomerellales, Glomerellaceae.